Amborella trichopoda is the source of this 1198-nucleotide messenger RNA. RefSeq names its product Haloacid dehalogenase-like hydrolase (HAD) superfamily protein. Gene Ontology annotation, cellular component: chloroplast. Lineage: Eukaryota; Viridiplantae; Streptophyta; Magnoliopsida; Amborellales; Amborellaceae. The record is from RefSeq and is a predicted model, not a curated record.
CCGCUCAUGGCCACCUGAACAGAAGAAGACCCGAAUCCACCAUGAGUACUAAACCCUGCUGAGAGAAAGUGGUAGAGAGAAAGAGAGAAACAGCUUAAAUUCUAAGCUGUUCACUCUCGAACCAUAAGAAGCAGCAGCUUAAAUUCUAAGCUGUUCACUCUCAAACCAUAAAAACUUUUGUGGGUUUGUGUUGAUCAUGCAUUUGUUAUCAAGGACUGCAAUCUUGUUUUUUCGUCCAUCAAUGGCUACCUCUCCGAUUUCUACCCCCUCCAUGGCCCAUCUGGUAGAAAAUGUUAAACCCAAGUUGAGGGGUGUGGUCUUUGACAUGGAUGGAACCCUAACUGUUCCUGUCAUAGACUUUGGAGCCAUGUACAGAGAGGUCUUGGGCAAUGAGUAUGAGAGUAUUAGGUCAAGGUCUAGGGGUACAAGUAUCGAUAUUUUGCAUCACAUUGAGACAUGGGAGCCUGAGAAGCAACAGAAGGCCUAUGAAGUUAUUACUGAGUUUGAGAGGAGAGGGCUCAAACAGCUUGAAAUCAUGCCUGGUGCAAUGGAACUUUGUGAAUUUCUUGAUGAUAAGAAAAUUAGAAGGGGUUUGGUCACUCGCAAUGUUAAGGAAUCUGUGGAUUUGUUUCACAUCCGCUUUGGGAUGAAAUUCAUUCCAGCUCUUAGCAGGGAGUUUCGGCCUUACAAACCAGACCCUGCACCAUUGCUACAUAUCUGCUCAGAAUGGAAUAUCCCUCCAAAUGAAGUCAUUAUGGUUGGUGACAGCCUCCGUGACGAUGUGGGUUGUGGAAAAGGUGCGGGAGCAUUCACUUGCUUACUUGAUGAGCAAGGAAAGUAUGACUCUCCCGAAUCUUUUGCUGAGAUACAGCCUGAUUUUAAGGUGUCAUCGCUGCGUGAUUUACACCCAAUCUUGGAAGAGAAUUUUGAAUUGAUAUCCGAUUCUUGAGGUAUCACACUGAUAUAGUCCUAGUUCUGAGACUUUAUCUCAUAAUCAACUACAUUUUAUGUUGUUCACAAUAUUGGGUUACCAUUAUGACAAAGUCUGUAUGGGACUACUCUGUUCAAAUUGGCUAGGGGGAAGAAGAAUUUAGAAUGGUUAUUGUUGGCAUUGAGAAUCACAAGAAAUCGAUGUCCACAGGAAAUCCCGAAUAGCAUGGGGAACACAAUUAUUUGGUAGAAGCAGCGUUACACUGAA